CCCAAAUGCGCUGGCUCACGGCCCAACUUCCUUCCUGACAGCCCUGUGCCACAGUCGGAAAAACACAGCCAUGCCGACAAACAACAUCAGACAGACGGUCGAUGAGAUUAUUGACUGGCUGAAAAAAGUCUCAUGUUUCGAUGACGGAUUGGAAUUAACAGAAAUUAUCCGUCGCGGCGAAUUGGCGACUUUGACCGACGAAGUAGCCGUGCAGCUUUUGUACCGCCAGUUCAAACACGAAUUCAUACGGCUGAAACGUGUCAAUUACACCCUCGAGCAAGGCGAUGGAGAUCCUCUUAAGGGAAGUUUAGAUGGGAAAGCCCUUACACCGUCGCAGUUUCUUUUUGGUCAGGAUUUCGCAGAGAUAAACCGAACGGUGGUCAACUUUCUCUCAUUAAAAUGGCUACUCGAGGAUAAAUAUCAGGCAUUUACGGCGCAUCAGCCCGGUGUCGUGAAGCUGUCCGAAACAACGUUCAGGCGCUUUCGCGACCUAGCGCGGGAUAUCUUGAAAACAACGGAUGAUAUACUGGCCUUGGUAGUAUCUUUGAUACUAGGGGACGUGGGGAAGGAUCCUGUACUAGAAAGAUUCGUGCACAGGAAAGAUGGCAAAAAGCCAAACCAUGACCAGGUUCUGGCCAGAGCAAUUGAACUAGGUCGGUUUCAGAAGCCGCUGAACUUACUCUCGGACAACAAGCGGGAAGAGGUACUUCUAGGGGUACAGGUCGGUGCAAAGCUCAACAUUCCACAAUUAACACAAGGUGAGAAUGUCCCAGGAAGUCUAGAGAGUAUUCUCAUGCUGCGAGGAAAUCCACAGGCAUUUAACCUAAAGUAUCUCGAAAUUAUGCUGGAUGUAUCCGGAGCAGGUGCUCAUGUUGACGCGCGUGGUGCCGUUCGCAUGAUCGAGCCGGUCUGUCAAUCCUUCUUAUCCGCCUACCCGGUGUUGAUGAAUGUCAUUACCGAGAAGCUUUCUGUGCGCGAUGCGUAUAACACAGUCCUGCAAAAUCGAGGUCAGCUACUAGCCGACCAGGGCUUCCAUGCGUUAUCCACAAAUAAUCGCGGCGACCGGGCCUUUCUCCGCUUAUGUGCGAUGGGUAGAGUAGCAGAUAAACAUCUAGCUGAACUGUUUGAGAAAGCAUUUAUAGACCUCCCGCAAUCCACACGAGAAGACCUUGUUAGUGGAUUGAACGUCGACGGGUGCAACGGUGAAGAUGCGGUAAUUCUGUACUACAUGCCCGCGAUAUUCGCGGAGGCAUUAAGGGUCACUCGUACUGCAUCAGAUAUAAAGAAAGUCCAAGUGCUUCAGAGCCUCAUGUCAUUGAUGGCGCGAACAUACAGCGAUACAAAGCCAGUUGACGGACAUCCCGGCGCCAUUCUUGAACGCGACGUGUCUGGGGCAAAAGACUAUAUACGACGGGACGGCUUCAUUGACGAUCCCACCAUUUUGGAUCAAUGCGUUCCUCCGGUAGCGACAUGUUAAUGCAGGGCUUCUGUGUGCUUUGAUUUGCCCCCGAAACUUGCUUAAUGUUAAGGUUCAGUUACUAUUGGGCAACCGUUAUGCGAGAUUAACGAGAAAUGAGCUCAUGACUUCCGACUAUUCUUACUUCAAACCUUUACUAUUCGAGCCUUGUGUUCUUUUGCCGCCCAGAAUAAGUUGUUUGUCCAUUCUUAUUCGGCUUUCUUAUGACAAGACCUUAUGCAUAUUUCUUUAUAAUGACGCCGCCACGCUUAUUGUGAAUCUGACUCAUGGGGGAGGCCUUUUCUGUUUUUCAUUUCCUGUUUAAUGGUUUGUUUGGAGGAGAUAUCAAUGUUUAUACAUGCUCGGGAAAUACUUUGAUCAAUAUUAGAAAAUGUUCUAUG
Molecule: messenger RNA, 1857 nt
Organism: Aspergillus caelatus
Lineage: Eukaryota; Fungi; Ascomycota; Eurotiomycetes; Eurotiales; Aspergillaceae
Exons: 1
Coding region: 71-1477 (468 amino acids)
Source: RefSeq, a predicted model, not a curated record